CACCCGACCCAAUUCCUCCGUCAACUAACCACUUCCUCUCCCUCUCUCUCGCCCCUCUCCCUCUCUGGAUCUCUCAUCCCCCAAUCCGAUCGGGUCUCCGGUGCCGGCGACCUCCGAUCCUCGAACCCUUGGUUCUUGGCUUCGGCUCUUCUCCCCUGUGGCGACCGGAUCUCUUCCUGUCGCCCGGAUCUUGGGGAGUUCCAUUCUCAUCUUCUACACCCUUUCUCUCCUUCUCCCGAACUCUCAUCCCCAUCACUAACCGAUUCUAGUUUCGGGCACCGGCGAUUUUCGAUCCACCUUGCCCCCGGACGCGUCCGACUCUUCAGUUCGGCUCAUCUCCUCAAAGCCCACUGGUAUUGAAGCUCAUUUACUGCAAUGGCGGCCUUAAAAGCUUUUUGGAACAGCCCUGUGGGCCCCAAGACAACUCAUUUCUGGGGACCUGUUGCCAAUUGGGGCUUCGUUGUAGCUGGUUUGGUUGAUAUGCAGAAGCCUCCAGAAAUGAUCUCUGGCAACAUGACUGCAGCCAUGUGUGUGUAUUCAGGGCUCUUCAUGAGGUUUGCAUGGAUGGUGCAGCCACGAAAUUACCUGCUUCUAGCUUGCCAUGUCUCUAACGAAUCUGUUCAGCUUUAUCAGCUUUCUCGUUGGGCAAAAGCCCAAGGAUACCUGGUUAAGAAAGAGACGGAGGUGCAAAACUAACCUCUAGGAGGUUCUUCAAAGUAUUUUCUGCAACUCAGUGAGAGGAUGAUGUGCAACUCAAGCUUCAUGUUGGUCAGCAAGCACCAGAAUCUUUUAUGUGAACCAUUAUUGCACGAGAAAUUCCCCCUUAAAGUGCUAUUUUAUUCAGACAUCAUAAACAUGUAAUGAUGUGUUUUCUUUCUUCUUGAACCUUAAUGAAUUACUUGUACUUCCCAUUUUGAGUAUGAUAAGUUCCUUACCAGGGCAUGUACCAAGUUGCUUGUUCA
This is a messenger RNA of Phoenix dactylifera (date palm), 962 nucleotides long. RefSeq names its product mitochondrial pyruvate carrier 1. Gene Ontology annotation, biological process: pyruvate import into mitochondria. Gene Ontology annotation, cellular component: mitochondrial inner membrane. NCBI's taxonomy places the organism in Eukaryota, Viridiplantae, Streptophyta, Magnoliopsida, Arecales, Arecaceae. The record is from RefSeq and is a predicted model, not a curated record.